GAAGCCCAAAACACAGUCAGCCUCCAGCCUCCCUGUGUGCUAGCCAACAGUGAAACAUUCCUAUAACAUGAAGUUCCUCGUAAUUGUUUCGGUGGUGCUCGGAGUGGCGUUCGCUGCGGUGCCCCGCGUCCGCAGGGACUCCACCCCCGACGACUUCGAACUCCCCUCCAACGCUACGGUCAUCGUCGGCCGCAUCAACCACGGCUUCGACUGCUCCGGCCGUAAAUUCGGCUACUACGCUGACGAUCAGAACAACUGCCAGAUCUUCCACGUGUGCAUGCCCUACGAGGACUCAGAGGGCGCCCCCCAGCUGCGUAUGUGGUCCUUCCUCUGCGGCGUCGGAUCCGUCUUCGAUCAGGCCACCUUGACCUGCAACUACCCUGAGUCUGCUCUGCCUUGCAACGAAGCCAAAAGCUACUAUGGCAUCAACGACUACUUCCACCUCGAGGAGGAAGAAUUCCUUAGCGGACUUUUCGGAAAAUUCAGAAAGUAGACGGAUAUCUUAAUUCAAAGUUUCUAGAUAACACCGAUACCGCGACAUACAAUACCCGGACAUGUAUAACCGGGACUUGGAAAGCCGGGACUCGGGAGUGCUGAAACGAAAUCGAUUCGAACGAACUUAUCUCACGAACGCUUCUGAUAAUGCGUAUAAUACUGAGGUCAGGUACAUGGAUGCUGACCAAAGGCUUAUAUGUACAGUACAAUACUAAAACAUCAACCGAGACCCUUUAAUCGGGAUAUUCUUGUUCAUAAAUCACAGGAUGUUUCUUUAUACAUAGUGCCCUUUUUCUGUUCACUAAAUCAAUGUAAAUUUCUCUUUCCCUGUAUAAGCCUUAUUUUCAUUAAAACUUAAUCGGUAAAGUUUUUUAUAAUCUUACUCCGAGGUGCUAUUGUAACAUUUGUAAAUAAAAUUUUCUACGCAACCCAA
Messenger RNA from Hyalella azteca, 928 nucleotides. RefSeq names its product U-scoloptoxin(01)-Cw1a-like. NCBI's taxonomy places the organism in Eukaryota, Metazoa, Arthropoda, Malacostraca, Amphipoda, Hyalellidae. The coding region runs from base 68 to 493 and encodes 141 amino acids. The transcript is spliced from 4 exons. The record is from RefSeq and is a predicted model, not a curated record. Gene Ontology annotation, molecular function: chitin binding. Gene Ontology annotation, cellular component: extracellular region.